This is a messenger RNA of Paramecium tetraurelia, 531 nucleotides long. RefSeq lists its product as uncharacterized. Gene Ontology annotation, molecular function: adenine phosphoribosyltransferase activity; adenine binding; AMP binding. Gene Ontology annotation, biological process: adenine salvage; AMP salvage. The transcript is spliced from 2 exons. Gene Ontology annotation, cellular component: cytoplasm. NCBI's taxonomy places the organism in Eukaryota, Ciliophora, Oligohymenophorea, Peniculida, Parameciidae. The record is from RefSeq and is a predicted model, not a curated record.
AUGGAAUUAGAAAUUUCAUAAUUGGUCGAUAAAAUAGUUCGAUGUAUCCCAAAUUAUCCUAAACCUGGUAUAAAUUUUAGAGACAUCUGUCCCCUAUUAAAAAACAUUGAAGCCUUAAACAAAGUAAUAGAGUAUUUCGCUGGAAAAAUCAACUUUGAAUUUGAUUAUAUUGCAGGAUUAGAAUCAAGAGGAUUUCUAUUUGGGAUAUUAUUAUCAUAGAGAUUGAACAAAGGUUUCAUUCCAAUUCGUAAGAAGAACAAAUUGCCAGGAGAGAAGAUAUCUUUAGAAUAUAAAUUGGAGUACGGCAGUGAUAUAAUUGAAAUUCAAGCAGAUGCUUUUGAGCCAGGAUCUAAAAUUUUAAUUUGUGACGAUUUAUUAGCAACCGGAGGAACAGCAGUAGCAGCAAAUGAACUAAUCCAUAAAGCUCAAGGUAAUACUGUUGGAUAUGUUUUUGUAAUUGAACUAAAAGAUUUGAAAGGGAAAGAUAGAUUUGAUCCAAAGGUUCCUGUAAUCGUAGCUCUUAGUGAUUGA